AUGUGGAAUUUUUUAAAAUGGAUAAUUCUUACGGUGCAUGUGAUGGGGUUAUCCCAAGGAUAUCCCAUCAAGCAAAGCGGUAAUGGCUUAGAAGUUCCACCUGCGGAAGUGUUGAAUUUUAUGCGACGUUUUGGCUAUCUGGAUAAAAAUCCCGACAAUUCGGAAGCUUUAUAUCAUGAAAGUGCAAUUGUGGAAGCUCUUAAGAAUAUACAGAAAUAUGGAGCCAUAAAUCAAACCGGCAAAUUGGAUGACAUGACCCUUGAGCUGUUUACAAAGCCUCGCUGCGGUGUACCCGAUAUUGAGGGGAAGCCCUAUUAUCUGAAACAACAUGAAACGGUGACAAUGGGAGCAAAACAUCGACAAAAGCGUUUUAUCUUUGGAGCAAAAACUUGGACCAAAAGGAAUAUAAAAUAUCUAAUUGGCAACAGAUCUUUAAAAAUUCCCCGGGAGCAAGUUGAAAGAGAUUUAGCUCGGGCAUUCGAUGUCUGGUCGCAAUACAGCAACCUGAAAUUUCACCGUGUGUAUGAUACAUCCGCGGAUAUUAUAGUGGGCUUUGGCUCACAAUAUCAUGGUGACAACUAUCCAUUUGAUGGUGCUGGCAAUAUUUUGGCUCAUGCUUUCUACCCCUACGAAAUGGGUUCCUGGGGUGGCGAUGUACAUUUUGAUGAGGAUGAGAAUUGGAAAGAAAAUUCACCAGAUCUCAGUCAAGGUGUAGACUUUUAUACGGUGGCAUUGCAUGAGUUGGGCCACAGUUUGGGAUUGGCCCAUUCGCCCUCCCAUAGUUCGAUAAUGUUUCCCUAUUACAAGGGACCCGACUACAAUAUACUGGAUUACGACGAUACUCUGGCUAUGUAUGAAGCAUAUUUAAAUAAGAAACUAGAUGAUGAUGAUUUAGAACCCUCGAGCGAAGAGCAACAGAUGGAGGAUGAAGGAGAUGAUGAGGACAAAGAUAAUGCCUACAAUGGUUAUGACGAAGCGAGAUAUUCCACACCGGUACCCGUGGAAGAAACAUCUAAAAGUUAUUAUGAGCCAGAGAUGUCAUACAAUUCAACUACUGUUACCACUGACAGUGGUUACGCCACCACACCCAUGGCAAACAGUUCAUAUACGAAUACUGCCACAACCGUAUACAACCCCAACACUGAAGCUGCCACCACCACUAAUUUCUAUCCCUCCUUGGGUACAACCGCUGCCAUACCCUACCCCACAACAGACACCAUCAGCGAUAGCUCUCCUUUUCCUCCUCCCAUUCCCAAUAUAUGUGAGGGAGGUUUCAAUGCGGUUUGUUACUUUAAUGGAUCAACACACAUUUUCAAAGGCCAAUAUGUUUGGAAAAUUUCAUCCCAAUAUCGUGUUAUUAAUGGUUAUCCGAAACUAUUGCAAGAUGUCAUUGUAGAUCUGCCUCAAAAUAUUCUCGAGAUUGAUGCUUGCUAUGAGCGCUAUGACAAAACGGUGCUAUUUUUUACGGGUCAGAUUAAAAUAAUAAAUUUUUAAUGAUUUAUUAAUAUUUUCUUUUUUUUAUAUAGGAACUCAAAUCUGGUAUUAUAAGGAUAACAAGAUACUGGAUGAUAGUCCCGUCUCCUUGCAAAGUAUGGUGGGUGGUGAGGUAACUGUAG
Stomoxys calcitrans (stable fly) is the source of this 1616-nucleotide messenger RNA. RefSeq names its product matrilysin. Gene Ontology annotation, cellular component: extracellular matrix. The transcript has 7 exons. Lineage: Eukaryota; Metazoa; Arthropoda; Insecta; Diptera; Muscidae. The record is from RefSeq and is a predicted model, not a curated record. Gene Ontology annotation, molecular function: metalloendopeptidase activity; zinc ion binding. The coding region runs from base 1 to 1494 and encodes 497 amino acids. Gene Ontology annotation, biological process: collagen catabolic process; proteolysis; extracellular matrix organization.